This is a messenger RNA of Calypte anna (Anna's hummingbird), 1204 nucleotides long. RefSeq names its product opsin 3 (gene OPN3). Gene Ontology annotation, biological process: visual perception; G protein-coupled receptor signaling pathway. The transcript is spliced from 4 exons. Gene Ontology annotation, cellular component: photoreceptor outer segment; membrane. The coding region runs from base 1 to 1188 and encodes 395 amino acids. The record is from RefSeq and is a predicted model, not a curated record. NCBI's taxonomy places the organism in Eukaryota, Metazoa, Chordata, Aves, Apodiformes, Trochilidae. Gene Ontology annotation, molecular function: G protein-coupled receptor activity.
AUGCACACGGAGAACAGCACCGGCACGACGAGCCGCCCGGACCCCGCGGCGGGGGAGCAGGAGGUGCCGGGCGAGCGGCCCCUCUUCAGCGCCGGCACCUACGAGCUGCUGGCGCUGCUUGUCGCUACCAUCGGCAUGCUGGGCUUGUGCAACAACUUGCUGGUGCUGGUGCUCUACUACAAGUUCAAGAGGCUCCGCACGCCCACCAACCUCUUCCUCGUCAACAUCAGCCUCAGCGACCUGCUGGUGUCCGUCUUCGGCGUGAGCCUUACCUUCAUGUCCUGCCUGAGGAGCCGCUGGGUGUGGGACGCCGCCGGCUGCGUGUGGGACGGCUUCAGCAACAGCCUUUUCGGAAUUGUUUCAAUUAUGACUCUCACUGUUCUUGCCUAUGAACGCUACAUUCGAGUAGUCCAUGCAAAAGUGAUUGACUUCUCUUGGUCUUGGAGGGCUAUCACAUACAUAUGGCUCUACUCAUUAGCCUGGACUGGAGCACCUCUUUUGGGCUGGAACAGAUACACUCUGGAAAUUCAUGGAUUAGGUUGCUCAGUGGACUGGAAGUCAAAAGACCCCAAUGACACCUCCUUUGUGCUCCUUUUUUUCCUUGGCUGCCUAGUAGCACCUGUUGGGAUAAUGACCUAUUGCUAUGGCCAUAUUCUUUAUGCAGUAAGAAUGCUUCACUGUGUGGAAGAUUUUCAGACUGUUCAAGUGAUCAGACUUCUCAAAUAUGAAAAGAAGGUGGCUAAAAUGUGUUUCUUAAUGAUCUCCACUUUCCUUAUUUGUUGGAUGCCCUAUGCAGUGGUCUCCCUGCUCAUAACAUAUGGCCAUAGCAACCUUGUAACUCCAACUGUAGCUAUUAUCCCAUCUUUCUUUGCCAAGUCAAGCACGGCCUAUAAUCCAGUCAUCUAUAUCUUCAUGAAUAGAAAGUUCCGACGAUGCCUCCUGCAGCUCCUGUGCUUUCGCUUGAUGAGGUUCCAGAGGACUGUGAAAGAGCCACCAUCAACAGGGAAUGACAAACCAAUAAGGCCAAUAGUUAUGUCUCAGAAAGCAGGGAACAGACCAAAGAAGAAAGUGACUUUCAGCUCUUCGUCUGUCAUUUUUAUUAUCACCAGUGAUGACACUCAGCAAAUAGAUGAUAACAGCAAAUAUAAUGGGACAAAGGUAAAUGUCAUCCAAGUAAAAUCACUAUAGGGAUGAGCUAAAGAGA